Molecule: messenger RNA, 3497 nt
Organism: Patella vulgata (common limpet)
Lineage: Eukaryota; Metazoa; Mollusca; Gastropoda; Patellidae
Exons: 8
Coding region: 35-3139 (1034 amino acids)
Molecular function (GO): protein binding
Source: RefSeq, a predicted model, not a curated record
UGUAUUUACGUUAUAUUGCCCUCCAUGAGAUAAAAUGGCGGACACAGCACAGCAAUCUACCUUAAGGCAAGCAAUUAAACGAUCAGCGUCUGAAAGAGACGAUGAAAAUGACAAUAUUUCGUCGACACAAGAAGCACUACGAACCAGACAAUCCAUGAAAAGUGCCGUGAAUGCACUGAGGAAGUAUUUGACUGAACAAGGGCUUGCGCCAACUUUCGAAGAGUACAAUUCCAAGCUGUUGGAUUACACACUUGCUAAAUUUUAUACCGAGGCAAGACAAGAGAACGGUGAAUUAUACAGAAAAACUAGUUUAUAUGCUCUUCGAAGUGGCAUUAGUAGACAUAUGUUAAAUCAUAAUGUUGACAUCGUAAACGGAGAUAAUUUCAAAGAAUCGAAAGCAGUUUUUAAAGCCGUUUGUGCAGGUUUGAAAACCCUGGGAAUGGAUACCGUUGAUCAUGUACCGUGCAUUUCAGAUGCAGAUUUACAAAAAUUGUACAACUAUUUUGAUGUAAAUGACAGUACAGGUUUACAGGAGAAAGUUUUUGUUGACCUCAUGUUGUAUCUUUUGAAAAAUAAAAAGAACAGAGGUCGUUACGAAUUCCGGAAUAUGAAAAUAUCUGAAUUUGGUAUAGGAACCGAUGCAACUAAUACUAAUAAGAAAGGUCUUGGUUUUGUUCACAUGGUUUCAGAUGGUUUAAGUCUGGACAAUGGUGCAGAUAAUGUUAUGUAUGAAAGACCUGGUGAUGAAUUUUGUCCAUACAAAAGUUUUGUGUCAUAUAUUGACAAACUUGAUGGAUCAUGUGACACCCUGUUUCAGAGACCUAUCAGAGAUGGUAAAUCCACGAAAAGUGGUAAAUGGUAUGAUGGUAACCCAGUUGGACAUAAUGCGCUUGGUACCUUGAUGCAGACUAUCAGUGAAAAAGCAGAAUUAUCCAGACGGUAUACCAAUAGUUCUCUGAAUAUUACGUCCACAUACCUGUUAGAUUCAGGCGAGAUUAAGAAUUUCACAAUGAUAAAAAAUAAACCGAUGGAGACAGAUCAAGAUAUUUUUAAAGAUAUUAAAAUUGAACGUGAUGAUGGCGAUGAAGUUUGUGAUCUAGGUUUAUAUAUUCCUGUUGAAACCUUUCCGUCAUCAACCAACACCAAAGCUACAGAUGAAAAUACCAAUGCUAACCAUCUUAAUGCUGACUUAAAGAAACUUGUAAGAAUGUAUGUGAAGGAGGUUAUGGAAUCUCAUAAAAUGGAAAUGCUAAAUUUUAUUAAGGAUGACAUUCUUGAAGAACUGGACAAAUGGAAAAAAGAAAUUCAAGAUUUGAAAAAAGAAAUAAGUAAUCUAUCAAAAAAUCCAGAUUGCUCAAAUACAAAUCCUGCUCCACCUUCAGACAAUAAUGAGAUUGAUUCACACUCUACGCCGCCAUCAACAAGUGGUCUCGUUAUUUCCAAAGUUACCAGUCUGAGCAAAUCAAUCAAAUCUGAGCCUGAAUCAGAUUCUACAGACAGUAAGACUUGGGAUCAAGUAACUAACGACUGUGCUGAUCAUAAUAAUAUCUCUAAGAAGACCAUAUUGGUUACCGCUGGAAGAUCCGAUAGUAUCCCAAGUAAUAUAUCAAAUACACGUGUCAUGCUCACUACUUCUACCUCACAAAGAAAUAAAUCAACUUCGGACACCAGUCCCCCAAAUAAAAUGCCACGAUUUGAUACUUAUUCGAAAAAUGAUUCUUUAAGAACAGCUCUAGAAGGUCUACAAAAAUUGAAAGCAGAUAUGCAAAAGGAGGACCAAACAAAUACUGUUCAGAAUAUUCAACAGUGUAAUACUCUACCGCAAAAUAUCCAGUUUAAUACAAUACCGCAUAAUGUGCAACAAUUUAAUUUAGUUCCGCAAAAUAUUCUAUCUAAUGCUACGGCAUCUAAUGUGACUAAAGAUGCCGUUCAGAAACAAACCAUUCCAUCAGGGAGUGCAGCAUCAUCUUUACAGAAUAUAUCAAACUUUGGUAGCAUACUCUUAUCUCCACAACAAUUGAAUACAUUUCAACAGACCAGAAUGCCAGUUUCUAUCUUUAAGCCAAACAUGAUUUCGUCAUCUCAAGUAUCCUAUCCUUUAGGACAAGCUAUGAUUCCUCCAGGAGCUUCUAUAAUCUUGAGAGAUGGACAAACUGUUAAUCUUUUACAAUCGGGUACCAAGUCAGUUACGCCUCUGACUGCUUCUAGUAAACUAAGUCGGAUAUGUCAGCAGGCUGUUGUUACUGGUGCUAAAUCCACACCUUCAGCAGCGCAACAAUCACCAACCUUGAAAGCACAACCAGUAAAUAAUCAAACAAACUCUUUGCAAGCAGAUCAACUUAACACAGUGUCAGCUAAUCAACCCAAAACAAUGUUGAGAAAUCCACCAGUGGUAUUAAUCACCAAAAAUACACCAACAACAGAACAGCCAUCAUCACCAUCAAUAGUUAAGCAAUCGCCAUCAACAGUUAAACAAUCACCAUCAACAGUUAAGCAAUCGCCAUCAACAGUUAAGCAAUUAAAAUCAUCAGUAACUGAGAAAUCUACACCGGUAGUCAUAGCAACAGGGUCAUCCGCAGCUGAACAACCAACAUCAGAACCAGUUAUAGUUAUUCCAUCAGAAGAUUUUCCUUCUAAAUCUACUAGUAAAAACAUCAAUAGCAGUAAAAAAGUUGUUAAAUCUUCCACCACUGUAUCUAAUGAUGAUGAUGAUGUACAUGAAGUAGUUGAUCUGAUAAAGCAUCCAGCUCCUCUACCUGCUGCUCCACCAUUUUCAGCUAAUGAUGCUCAAGGUCAGCGAAGAAAAUUUCAAGGAAUGCUUCCCCCAAAACCUAUUUUGAAGAUAUCAUAUAAUAAUAAAGGUAUUGUUUUAUCCUGGAACUUCACACGUAACUUAAUGUUAUAUUCAGAAAUAGAAUCGUACCAGCUUUAUUCUUAUCAAGAAGGUGAUCGUUCACCUGAUACAGACUUGUGGACAUUGGCCGGUGAAUUGAAAGCCUUACCACUACCUAUGGCAUGUACACUAUCACAUUUUCAACAAGGAUAUAAAUAUCAUUUUGCUGUUCGAGCUAUUGAUGUGUAUAAACGAUAUUGUGCAUUCAGUGAGACUGUUUCCAUCCUAUUACCAUCAAAUAAAUGAACUUAUCUAUAGCAUGUCAUACAGAUACUUAGAACUGCAGAUCAGUGAAUAUCUGUAACACACGCAAACUUACUUGAUGUCAUACUGAUAUUUGGUGACAUUUUUAUAUUUUUUACCCAAGAUUAAAUCUGUAAAUUGUUUUUUAAUAUGGUCAACAUCAAGGUGGAUUUUAGUUCAAAAGAGGUGAAAUUCCUGAAAAACGGUUAUUCUAACAUUAAAAUUUAUACAUUUUUGUUGUUAACAGUGAUGUUAUUUUGUUAAAGAAUCAUGUGAAGCCGGGAAUAUUCAACAAAUAUUUAUUAUUUCGUUAUUGUUAUACAAAUUAAAUUUGUUCAUUACAUAAAUAAUCUACUCUUUA